This is a messenger RNA of Physcomitrium patens, 2547 nucleotides long. Its product is annotated as asparagine synthetase [glutamine-hydrolyzing] 2. Gene Ontology annotation, molecular function: asparagine synthase (glutamine-hydrolyzing) activity. The record is from RefSeq and is a predicted model, not a curated record. Gene Ontology annotation, cellular component: cytosol. Lineage: Eukaryota; Viridiplantae; Streptophyta; Bryopsida; Funariales; Funariaceae.
UGCAGAAAAUGGAGCUGGAGCUCGAGGCGCCGCGAGCGCAGAUGCUCUCCAGUAUAAAGCGGCGUUGGGGCAUGCAGCAGCCUCUACUACCAUUCGACUCGAGUUCAGCUCUCUUGCCAAGACUGUCGUGCGAUUGAUUGAUUGAUCGAUCGAUCGAUCGAUCACCGCUUCUGCAAAGCAUUUCGUUAGUUCCGCGAGCUGGAAGUGUGUGUGUAUCUGUGCGUGGAUUUCUGAGAGUGGAUUUGCAUCGUACCGAGCGCUUUGAAUUCUCUGGGUUGUGAAGUUCAGCUUUGAGGAAAGAGUGGGUUCUGUGAGAUUUUUUUUGUGGGUUGAGUUCCGGGCCUAUCAAUCAUGUGUGGAAUUCUAGCGAUUCUCGGUGCCGACGGCGCCGUUCCGUCUGCCGGACGUGAUCGCGCUCUAGCGCUGUCCCGAAGGCUGCGCCAUCGAGGACCUGACUGGAGUGGACUCUUUGAGGGCAAGGAUUCCUGGUGUUACCUCGCUCAUGAGCGCCUGGCUAUCAUCGAUCCGGCUUCGGGUGAUCAACCCCUCUACAAUGGCACUAAGGACAUCGUUGUCGCUGCUAACGGAGAGAUUUACAACCACGAGUUGUUGAAGAAGAACAUGAAACCACACGAGUACCACACGCAGUCCGAUUGCGAAGUCAUUGCUCAUCUUUAUGAGGAUGUAGGUGAGGAGGUUGUGAACAUGCUUGACGGCAUGUGGUCGUUCGUGCUGGUGGACAGCCGAGACAACUCCUUCAUCGCAGCCCGCGACCCCAUCGGCAUCACUCCUCUCUAUCUUGGUUGGGGAGCCGAUGGAACUGUGUGGUUUGCCUCGGAGAUGAAAGCCUUGAAGGACGAUUGCGAACGGCUUGAGGUCUUUCCACCAGGCCACAUCUACUCAAGCAAAGCUGGAGGGCUCCGUCGCUACUACAACCCACAGUGGUUCUCAGAGACUUUUGUUCCCGAAACUCCUUACCAGCCUCUGGAACUACGUUCAGCCUUCGAGAAGGCUGUGGUAAAGAGGCUCAUGACCGACGUCCCCUUCGGUGUGCUCCUUUCCGGAGGCUUGGAUUCUUCCUUGGUGGCAUCAGUGGCAGCCCGACAUCUUGCCGAAACCAAAGCUGUCAGAAUCUGGGGCAACGAGCUCCACUCCUUCUGUGUUGGCCUUGAGGGUUCUCCCGACCUGAAGGCUGCGAGGGAAGUUGCCAAGUACAUCGGCACCCGCCACCACGAAUUUAACUUCACCGUCCAGGAAGGAUUGGACGCUCUGUCUGACGUGAUCUACCAUGUGGAGACCUACGACGUGACCACCAUUAGGGCGAGCACACCAAUGUUCCUCAUGACACGGAAGAUCAAGGCUCUGGGUGUGAAGAUGGUGUUGUCUGGGGAGGGAUCCGACGAGAUCUUUGGUGGUUACCUCUACUUCCACAAAGCUCCCAACAGGGAGGAGUUUCACCACGAACUAGUCCGCAAGAUCAAGGCGCUACACUUGUACGAUUGCCAGAGAGCCAACAAAUCAACCUCUGCUUGGGGUCUGGAAGCUCGUGUUCCCUUCCUUGACAAGGAGUUCAUGGACGUUGCGAUGAUGAUCGACCCUAGCGAGAAGAUGAUCAGGAAGGACCUGGGCAGAAUUGAGAAGUGGGUGCUGCGUAAAGCUUUCGAUGACGAAGAGAGACCAUACUUGCCCAAGCACAUUUUGUACAGGCAAAAGGAGCAAUUCAGCGAUGGAGUGGGCUACAGCUGGAUUGAUGGACUCAAGGAAUAUGCGGAGAGCCAUGUGACGGAUCAGAUGAUGAAGCACGCGAAGCAUGUGUACCCCUUCAACACGCCCAACACCAAAGAAGGAUAUUACUACCGAAUGAUCUUCGAGAAGCAUUUCCCCCAACAAUCCGCCCGGAUGACGGUCCCCGGAGGUCCUUCGGUAGCAUGCAGCACCGCCACAGCUGUGGCAUGGGACGAAGCAUGGGCCAACAACUUGGACCCCUCCGGCAGAGCAGCAUUGGGAUGCCAUGACUCAGCUUACACAGACAAACACAGUGAGAAAGCUGCACCAGCGGCAGAAGCUAACGGCACGGCUUCUCACGAGAACGGCCACACAUUCUCCAAGCCCAAAUCCACACUGGAUGCCACCAUUCUGAAAACUCAGGCCGUGCACUAAUCUCUAGCAAGACACACGUUUCAGUAGUUAUCUAAGUGGCAGCAACUGCAACCAAGCCUCAGAAUGGGCUCCCAACAAGCUGGGUUUCCAUGUGAAGAGCUGGAGCUUGAAUUGCAACAUGCGCCCUGUAACAAUAAUAGAAAACUCGCUCAAAACAAACGUAGAAAAAUAGAAUAAAGAGUACUGGACUGAAAGACCGAAGACCUUUGCUUGAGUCCUCUGAGGCGCUGGUAUGGAUAUAAACCGGACAGUGUAUGGCAAAUAGUGCGAGGAAAGUAAUUUUAAUAAGUUAGCAGCUAUAGUUUGAGCUAUGGCAGUCACAGACCCAUAUCUGUACAAGCUUCACUUCCCCUAAGUUAUGAAUUCCCUCGUUUCCAGUUUCAUAUA